AUGGAUGACCUGAAACUUUAUGCCAAGUCACCAGAGCAGCUUGAGAAUUUGCUUCAGCUAGUCACUACUUUCAGCCAGUGUAUCAAAAUGAAAUUAGGAUUGGAGAAGUGUGCAGUACUGCAUGUGAAGAAAGGUAAAGUAGUAAAUACAGCAGAAGGGAUGUUGACACUGGAAAAUGAAAUAGGGCAGUUGCAAAUAGGACAGACAUAUAAAUACUUGGGACUCCACCAGCAUUUGAAAAUCUCCCGUGUUGAAGUGUUCAGCCGCUUGGAAAUUGAAUUUAAGAGAAGACUAAGUAAAGUCAUGAAAUCUAAAUUGCCUUCAAAGCAUCUGAUUAAGGCAAUAAAUUCUUGGGUUAUUCCAUCUCUGACCUACAGUUUUGGUGUUCUGAAGUGGUCUGACACUCGUCUGGAACAAAUGGACAGGCUUGUGAGGACUCAAAUGACGAAAAACAGGGUGCAUCACCCAAGAUCAUUGAUGAGUCGUCUAUAUAUGCCAAGGAAGCUGGGUGGUAGGGGCUUGUCCAGGGUUUCAGAUCUGUGUGCAAAACAAGAGAAAAGACUAAGAGAGUAUUUCAUUUCUGCUAACACAAAUCUCCUCAGGGAAGUGUGCCGACUGGAUGAAAAUUAUACUGCACUUAACCUGAGGAAUCCUCAUGGUCGAGAGCCCUUGACAGUGUAUGAUUACAACGCAGAAUGGCAACAGAGGGAACUGCAUGGGCGCUACUGUAGGCAUCUGAACUCUGAUCAUAAUAAUCAUGACCUUUCAAGCAGGUGGCUGAUAGAUGGAGGUCUUUUCCCAGAAACAGAAGGCUUUAUAAUUGAUAUGCAGGAUCAGGUUGUCACUACCAAUGCCUAUAGAAGACAUAUCAUCAGAGAUCUGAGCAUAAGUGAUAAAUGCAGGCUUUGUAACGCUGCAGUAGAAAGUAUUCAGCACAUAGUUUCAGGCUGCUCAAUAUUGGCACCAAAAGAGUAUUUGAGGCGACAUAAUAAUGUUGCAAAAAUAGUGCACCUGAAAUUGCAGCAGGAAUUUGACUUCUUUGAAGAAAUGCCCCCAUACUAUUCUUACUCUCCUCCUGCAUUUAUUGAGAGAAACCAGAUUAAGAUCUAUUGGGAUGUUCAAAUGAUCACUGACAGGCAAGUCAUUCAUAACAAGCCUGACAUCCUAAUGUUGAACAUGAAUCAAAAAGAAGCCUUGAUAAUUGAUGUAGCCAUACCAGCAGAUGAAAAUUGA
Molecule: messenger RNA, 1233 nt
Organism: Nilaparvata lugens (brown planthopper)
Lineage: Eukaryota; Metazoa; Arthropoda; Insecta; Hemiptera; Delphacidae
Exons: 1
Coding region: 1-1233 (410 amino acids)
Source: RefSeq, a predicted model, not a curated record